AAAAAAACGUCACUGUAGGUAAGGAGCCCAUCAAAUUCAGUGAAGUGCGAUGUUUCAAGUUUGACAGUGAACUUCCAAAUUCUAUGUUCAUAAAACACAACCUUAACGGAGAAUUUAUUGAAGUAAAUGUGGGUAAAAGGGGAUCUAGACUAGGAGACCAACGAAUCUUGAAUAAUCUGAGACCAAAAUACGAUGUCCGUGUAGCACUGAAUGUCAAGAAGAUCCAGGAUCUGAAAAAGCUCUUAAAAUACAUACCACCCGUCAGUCAGCAGUUUUUUGUAGAUAUUGUGGGAGAUGCUAUUGCAGCAGAGUCGGAGAAUGAACAGACAGAAGGAGAAGAGGGAGUUGAGAACCUAGAUGGUGAUGAAGAAGCGGCGGAUAUUGAAUAA
Messenger RNA from Acanthoscelides obtectus, 389 nucleotides. NCBI's taxonomy places the organism in Eukaryota, Metazoa, Arthropoda, Insecta, Coleoptera, Chrysomelidae. The record is from the annotation of a GenBank genome assembly.